Molecule: messenger RNA, 2367 nt
Organism: Spodoptera exigua (beet armyworm)
Lineage: Eukaryota; Metazoa; Arthropoda; Insecta; Lepidoptera; Noctuidae
Source: the annotation of a GenBank genome assembly
AUGUUGGAUGUCCAGCCUGCUGUGUUCGAGGAGCGUCACCCCUUCGUCUGUACUAUGGAGGAUGUCAUACAGCCGCGUACGGCCUAUACCGUGAGGCCUCGCCGCGUGUGCUCGGAGGCUGCAUGUUCGCCUCGCGUGGGCCCGUGUCGAUCGCGGUCGCUUCGCCCCUCGCGAAGCUUUCGUCCACCCGCGCGCCGCUUUCGCAUUCUAAGUAUGUCGGUUUUUACAGCGGCGCUGCCGGGUUUCGCGUCUGCCCGCCGCCUGGCACCGGGGCUUCGCCCCCCGCGUCCCGCCGCGCGCGUUAGGAGCCCUCGCUCCAUUCGAUCCUUGAACGGAGUCGUUCAGCAUGUUUUUGCCAUAUCGGGCAUGUAUCAAGCGCAAAACAGAAAGUUCAUGUUUGAACGAGUUCAUCAUGUGGCAAGCCACAUUGGCAUGUCUGAGAUCCACCUAGAAGGCUCUCCAUUUCACCUGGACUCCGUUACAUUAAUUUCCAGUUAUGGUGAUUAUAAAACUAGGUCCGAAACACUUGAUCAUCAUAACCCUAUUUGCAGGAUGUCGUCCCGACGGAACGGGUCGGUUUCCCGCGCCGCGGAGGCUGCCUCCAAGAACCGACUGCAUAUGGAUAGGAAUCCACAACACUCAAGGAUCACAGAUCCUUCAAAUCCGGCCGGUCGCCGGAAGGAAAUAGACAACGUUAUGAAGAGAGCCCGCCAGGCUUCUCCGGGCAGUUGGGACCGGAAACUGCUGGAGGUGGAGGAGAAAGACCCAAAUCGGUGGCGUCACACUGGAUACAAACAGCUGUACCUCGAUGGGUCCAAGUCACCGUCGCCCAGGAGGUCUCGCUCCCCGGCUGUUAGGCGAUCCAGGACACCACUGCCGAGUCGUCGGUCCCGAUCUCCAAUAGGUCGACGGUCCCGCUCGCCCGUAGGGCGCCGGUCGCCGCGCAAGUCGCGCUCCCGUUCCGCCAGGCGUAGCCCUAGGCGCAGUCCCAGAAGGAGCCCGAUUAGACGCAGUCCGGCCCGAAGCCCCCGGCGGCGCUCUCCCCGCGCGCCCCCUCCACGUCGCGACGCGCGACGUCCACCACCAGCUCGCCCAGCCAGACCGCCGUCACCGCCAGAUCCAAGAAAGUCGUCAGGAUCAGGUUCCUCGGUGAGCAGUUGUUCAGACGAGUCAUGCUCUGUGUGCUCUGCCAAGAACAAGAAGACUGCGCCACCACAACCUCCCAAAGGCGUUAAACCCAUUCCCCCCGCUACGCGCGAACCGCCGGCUCGACCCGCGGCGCGCGCUGUGCAACCUACGCGCGAGCUACUGAAAGCACGCGAGGCUAGCAAGCGGACCAGGGAGGAGAAGGUAUUAGAAUGGCAACGCACACAGAUGGCAGUGCGCCCUCCAGUCCCCGCCACCCACAUCAAACGCGAAGGCGAGCGCAGGCCUGCGCCCCCAGCGGCCGCGCCCCCGCGUCCCAGCCGACGAGACCCGCGCGAUCCCCGCGCCGUCUCUCCGGCCGCCAUCGCCGCCGCGCUCAACGACAGUGAUUCGGAUUCUGAGUCUGAUGCAAGCUCUGAUCCGCAGCCCCAGAGGCUAACCCUAUCAGAGCGUUUCGGCAAGAUGGCCCAAUGGUCGGCGGACAGGUCGGCCCGACUGGAGAACAUGCGCAUCACGCGGCGUGAAACCACGCUGCAUGUCCGUAUUGAACGCGACGAGUCUGCUACGCCUGCCCCAGUUGCGCCGCAGCCCUACCCAGCCUUGGAAGGUGCUGCAGCAGGAAGCUACCCCGAGGAGCUACUGCUGGCGGCGCCGGCCGGGCUACCUUCCUGGGACGAUGUAAGGGUGCGGUACGACUACUACAAGAAGCGGGGAUAUCUAAGAGGUCUUACACUGGGCGAUUAUGUAAAAUGGGAAGAAUGGUGGUACAAGUACCAAGAAUGGCUGAAACACGAGCGAGCCUACGAGAGAUGGGCUGAAGGAGAGGUUGGAACGCGAAUAAGUGUGGGAGAGCAGAGCUUCGGCACGAAUGGGUCGGCUCGACCGGAGUGGUACGUCGCGAGAGGCGACGUCGAGGCGGGCGCCACAGAAGGAGCUGAGGACGCGCCGCCCCCGCUGCCGUCCUGUCCGUGGACUUGGCAGCGGGGGCUCUCCCCGACGUCAUCUAGGGGAGAACUCUGGACACUACAUAGUGCCAACUUAGUGAUAGUGUACAGUGUUAGAUGAAGCGUAAAGACACAUCUCCAAUGUGAUAUAAAGCUUCAGUAAGCCUUAAAUAUUAAUUAAAAUAACUUUCUUUACUUGUGUUGCGACAAAAACGGGUUGGAACGCUUCGAGUGAGAAUGAUUUCCAAGAUGACCAAAUACAGCUUCAGUCAGCGAA